Messenger RNA from Penicillium digitatum Pd1, 444 nucleotides. The record is from RefSeq and is a predicted model, not a curated record. NCBI's taxonomy places the organism in Eukaryota, Fungi, Ascomycota, Eurotiomycetes, Eurotiales, Aspergillaceae.
AUGGCAACGAAGUUUGGCACCUCUACAAACGGUCUGAUGCUUCGGUACUGGCCAAAAUGCAACACCCCUCCCGUUGCCGCACGCUACUUGAAUUCCCCUACCCAUCCACUCCGGCCCAAAAUCCUCGAUCUCUGCGGCCAUCGUGAAAGAAACAUAUUAUGGUGGCGAGUUUCGGUGUCAAACCUCCAGCAAAGUAAGCGGGUGGUUCGCUCCUGGUGCGCGCGCAGAGUUCGAAUUGCUAUUGAACAGGCUCUGAGGCAGCAAGGAUUGGAUAAGCUGGGGAAACCGCUCGUUUCUGGGUCUUCUUUGCAGAGGAGAAAACUGGCAGGAACCAUGGACAUCUACAUUCAGCCAUCGUGUGUGGCACAGGACUUCGAGGCAGUCCAAAAAGAUGCACAUCACCUAAUAUCUUUGCUUCUGAAUCAUGAAUCACCACGGAAAUGA